UAUUGCUGUCACUCUAUCUAGUAUUUUUCACUAGCUCUAUUUUAUUGUAUUGUACAGAUUUUUAUUGCUAUUUAGAUAUGAAGAGAGUAAUCCUUUUUUUAAAUGGAAGCGAUGUAAACGGCAAGGUGUUUAUGGUGACUCAUUCAUUGGAUGAAUUAUUAACAGCUGCCAGCUCAAAGUUUGACAUAACUGCCAAAAGAAUAUUUACUCCUCAAGGUGGAGAAAUUGAUGAUAUUAAGUUAAUCCGGGAUGACGAUGUCUUGUAUGUUUCAAGCGGAGAAGAUUAUAUUCCAAAAGAUAAGAUUGGUAUUCCAAGUCAGUUGAGUAGAAAUUCGAACUGGAUUACGCUGAAUGUCGGUGGAAAGUAUUUCACAACAACUAGAGAUACUUUAACAAAAGAGGAACCAACGAGCAUGCUUGCAAGAAUGUUUACUGAAACUACAGGCAGCGAACAAAGAAUCUUACCCAGCAGACAAGAUCAAAAUGGUGCAUAUCUGAUAGAUAGGAGUCCUACAUAUUUUGAACCACUGUUAAAUUAUUUAAGACACGGGCAAAUCAUACUUGAUGCUAAUGUUAAUGCAGCAGGGGUUUUGGAAGAAGCGCGUUUUUAUAGAAUAGAAGGUGCUAUCGAUAUAUUGACUACAAUGAUCGAAACGGAGGAUCCUCAGAAAAAUGGUUCAGUGUCUUUAACUAGAAAGGAUGUACUUAAAGCAAUCAUGUCAACACCUAUGACGUCCGAACUUAGAUUUCAAGGUGUCGAUUUUGCUGGUGCUGAUUUAUCAAAGCUAGAUCUCGGGCAUAUUAAUUUCAAGUAUGCAAUUAUGCGCGGCUGCAGUUUGGUGGGUGCAAAUUUAUCCGGCUGUUGUUUCGAACGUGCAGAUUUAUCUAACGCGAAUCUGCAGGGCGCGCAGCUCGUUUGCGUGAAAAUGUUACGGGCAAAUCUUAGCGCCGCCAAUCUUCAUUCGUGUAAUUUUGAAGAUCCUCGUGGCCGAUCCGCUAACAUGGAGGGUGUAAAUCUAAAAGGCGCCAAUCUCGAGGGUAGUUCCAUGGCUUCUGUAAAUCUCAGAGUGGCAUCGUUAAAAAAUGCUAUCUUGAAAAAUUGUGAUCUGAGACGAGCUAUGCUAGCUGGUGCUGAUUUAGAGUGCUGUGACUUAUCGGGGUCUGAUUUACAAUAUGCGAAUUUGCGCGGCGCAAAUUUGAAAAACGCUGCGUUCGAACUAAUGCUAACUCCGUUACAUAUGUCCCAAACGAUACGAUAACAAUGAAUGCAAUACCCCGCGUAUCGCGCGGCGGUUUACCUUCAGUGAUCUAGGUAUUUAUUUAAUUUGUAGGAUAACAAAAGUUUAAGUGAUAGUACUUUGUUCUUGAUACUUUUACAGAUAAUGAGAAAGUACAGACUGAUCGUAUUAUAUUUUAACAGUUAUAUUAGGAAGUGUAAUUGAGUUCCUAUGUGGUUCGAGGAAUGCCAGUUAUGCGUUUUUAUUUCCAGGACGAUAUCGAGACUAGAAUCGAUAACGAAAUGUCGAAUUAAUGGGAAUAAUCUAUUGCAAAUAAUUUAAUGCUAAUUUACUUGCAUAUUUUCAUUCUGGAAUGUUCCAUAAAUUCAUAUUGACAAAGACUUAGAAUCAUACGAACUUGUAAAUAUUAAUCGUCAAACUUUUAUAUUAAACGUGUAAAAAUAAACGUAAACAAUAAUGUAUAAUGUAUAAUGCCACUUACAUUGUAUAUUACUAGAUUUUAUUACUGCUAAUAGAAGUGGAAAUUUAGAUUGAUAGGAAUUAACUUUAAAACUAUACAAAUUUUUUAACGAAACUAAAGUCGAGAUUACUCGGUUAUGAUAAACUCUUUCGUAAUAAUGGUUUGGGUAAUCGUGUAUAAUCUACGCCGGAGGAAGGUAACAUCUUUUCUUUUUGUGUGUGUAAUAUACAUAUUUAGGAUUUCACGAUUAAAGUAUGUAUCGUGUGCAUGUAAGUUUAAUGUACGUUUAUAAUAUUAAUCAAUCUAUACAGUGCUUUAUAGAAAACAGAAAAUAUUUAGUUUUCUUUUAGUAGAUUCAAAUUUUCUUUAUUAGAUUCUUAGUAGUUCACUUUGCACAGUUGUCCAAAGUGAAUAGAUUAUUAUUAACGAAGGAAUGUAUUUUCUUAAACUUGAGUGUACAUGAUUGCAUAAACCUUUCUGUUUCUUUGUUUUUUAAAUAACAGUUUUUAAAAUAAAAAUGUAAUAUAAGCGGUGUUGUAUGGUUAAUAGGUUUUUAUAAUUUAUACCGGAUCAAUGUGAUAAUUUUUAAGGCAGAAACUAUGACAACCUAC
This is a messenger RNA of Colletes gigas, 2309 nucleotides long. Its product is annotated as BTB/POZ domain-containing protein KCTD9. NCBI's taxonomy places the organism in Eukaryota, Metazoa, Arthropoda, Insecta, Hymenoptera, Colletidae. The transcript is spliced from 7 exons. The record is from RefSeq and is a predicted model, not a curated record. Gene Ontology annotation, biological process: protein homooligomerization; intracellular signal transduction. The coding region runs from base 78 to 1259 and encodes 393 amino acids. Gene Ontology annotation, molecular function: protein binding.